Molecule: messenger RNA, 2493 nt
Organism: Camellia sinensis
Lineage: Eukaryota; Viridiplantae; Streptophyta; Magnoliopsida; Ericales; Theaceae
Source: RefSeq, a predicted model, not a curated record
AAAAAAAAGAAAACGAAAACAAACCCUGAACCAUCAGCUAAGCAAGGAAAGAGGGAGGGUUCACGAGGUGGAGAAGCUUCCUCUAGCAAAUCGAAAGGAGCUGCUACAAAAUCUGGUCGUAAAUCCAAGGAUGACACUAAAGUCGAUGGAAAAUUGAAGGACAACACCUCCAAGUCCGGUGCUAAAUCCAAGGAUAAUUCUCAGAAAAGAAGUGGCAAAUCUGUUGUUGAUGCCUCCAAAACAACUGGCAAAUCCAAAGGCGUCGAUGCUAGCACACCAAAGUCCAGCAUCAAGUUCAAGCUGGAUAGCCCAAAAGCUGCCACCAAAGACACCCGAAAAACAACCACCAAAGACACUCCGAAAACUGUCACAAAAUCUAAGGGUAAAGCCUCCAAAAGUGGGAACAAAUCUAAUGCUAAUGGUUCUGGCAAGGCAAAAGCUGGUUCGGCGAAGGUAAAAGAAACCAAGGGAAAAGAAAAGUCGACUGAGACAGUGAAAACACCAAAAAGCGCAAAGGGGAAGUCACUGGAUACGUUGAAGGGGCAAUAAACUGGUGCGAAGAGUGGAAAGAAGCGGAGAAGAGGAGCUAAAAGCUGAUGGUUUGGGCAUUAGCUGCUUUUUCAUCGGCGGUGUUUUGUUUGCGGGUUGCAGUAGACAAGUUGAGAAUUUUCUGUCAAGGGUGGAGCAGUCACCAUCAAAAUCAAUGCAAACUGCACUUUCUCCAUUUAUGUAGGCAUUGGUAGCAGAUGAACUUUUAAGGCAUCCAGAUGUAGAUGUGAAAGUUGCAGUUGCCUCCUGCAUCAGUGAGAUAACAAGAAUUACUGCACCAGAUGCUCCGUAUGAGAUCAGAUGAAGGAUGUCUUUUGGUUGAUUGUAUCAUCCUUUGAAAAUUUAUCUGACAAGUCCAGUAGAUCAUAUAGUAAGAGGACCUUGAUUCUUAAAACUGUAGCCAAGGUCAGGUCAUGUGUGGUGAUGUUGGAUCUGGAAUGUGAUGGUCUGAUUGUUGAGAUGUUUCACCACUUUCUGAAAGCUAUAAGGGAUUAUCACCCAGAGAAUGUAUUUUCCUCCAUGGUCACAAUUAUGUCUCUUGUACUGGAAGAAAGCGAAGAUAUUUUGUUUGAGCUAAUCUCUCCCGUCCUAGCUAGUGUGAAAAGGGACAAUCAGGAGGUUUUGCCAAUUGCUCAGAAAUUGGGGGAGAGAGUAUUUAAAAACUGUGCUAUAAAGGGCAAACCUUACCUGAUGCAAGCUAUGAAAUCUUUGGGACUUUCUUCAGAUGAUUAUAUCGAAGUAAUUUCAUCUAUACGUGAUGGAACAAAUGGUGCUGUUGGAGAUAAUGAUGACAAUGCUUGUGGAGAACAGCUGACUGAGAUGAGCAAGUUGGCUAGGGCAUCUUCAGAGGGGGCAGCUCAGGCUGAUGAGAACAAGUUGGCUGUGGCAUCUUCCGAUGGGGCAACCCAGGAUCAGAUGACAAAAGAAAGUGUGACAGAGACUCGUCCUGAAGAAGAUCAUCCUGCUGUGGACGGAUCUCCAAAGUCAGUGAUGAGUAAUGGUGUUGCAGAAACUGGGAAUGAAGACAGAUUGGCAGAUCCAGAGUCUUCAAAGAAGCAAGAGCAUGCUCACCAGGUUGAUCAGUCAGUUGAUACUAAUGUAACAAGCAAUGCUGAACCUGAUGAUUCAGACAGUGGGAAGACAGUAAAAUCUGAGUCUAAGCCCGAACAAACAUCCAAGAAAAGAGGACAGAAAUCAAACGCUUUAAUCAACUCAGCAGAACCUUCUGACUCCUCUCGAGUUGAGAGCGAUAAAGUAUCUGAAAGAACGGCAGACCGUCAAAAAAGUCAUAGCAAGGAAGUCCGUAGUUCACCCUCUGAGGAGCCGUCUGUUGAGGUGGCUGUGACGUCAGAAAAUGACAAAGAGAAUGUUAAGCUUUCCUCACCAAAAGCAAUAGAGAGUGAGUCAAUGAAUGUUGCUUCCCCAUCCCCAAGUAGGAGUGUUCCUGAUGAGGGUCGUCUGAAGAAGGCUGGACAACCAAAGAAGAAGGACAAUUUGGUUCAAGACAUUGCACUAUCUGCCAAUGUUGUUUCUAAGAAAGCAUCUGAUGGUACAAGUGAUUUGGAAGUGAAGCCCCAAAGAUGCUCAGGAAAAAAGGCUCCUGCUGGGAGUACUGAGGAGAAGACUCUGGCUCCGACGGAUAAAUCCAAGAGUGAAGGUGGGACAAGUGAUUCAGAGGAAAAACCAUUGAAAGAUCAUGUUAGGAAGGUAGAUGCAAAAGAUAACAUAGUGGAUGGGCCCUCAUCAAAGAAGAAGGAAGAUGGGAAAAGGCGUGGGGGAGGGCGAGGAUGUGGACGUGGACGUGGAAAUGCUACUUUGGUGAAGGAUUUAACAAAAUCAUCCACCGAAGAUGAUGACAAAGAAGCAGUUUCUUCCCCAAAACUUGCCGCAAAAUUAGAUAAAGAUGAAGGCCACUUAGAGGAAACCACCAAGACGACUCUUAAU